Molecule: messenger RNA, 1785 nt
Organism: Pyricularia oryzae 70-15
Lineage: Eukaryota; Fungi; Ascomycota; Sordariomycetes; Magnaporthales; Pyriculariaceae
Product: cytochrome P450 51
Exons: 1
Coding region: 1-1548 (515 amino acids)
Biological process (GO): ergosterol biosynthetic process
Molecular function (GO): oxidoreductase activity, acting on paired donors, with incorporation or reduction of molecular oxygen; heme binding; monooxygenase activity
Source: RefSeq, a predicted model, not a curated record
AUGGCUUUCUUCUUCCCAUCUGCCCCAGUCUGGGUUUACUCAGCCGGCGCAGCCCUACUCUUCAUCAUUGGCUCCAUAAUACUCAACUUCAUCUGGCAGCAACUGCCCCGUCCCAAAUCGGAACCACCGCUGGUUUUCCACUGGUUGCCCUUCAUCGGCAACGCCGUCUCCUACGGCAUGGACCCCUACCGCUUCUACUCUCAAUGCCGGGAAAAGCACGGCGAUGUCUUUACGUUUGUCUUGUUCGGCAGGCGCAUGACCGUCUUCUUAGGCGUCCAGGGCAACGACUUCAUCCUGAACGGCAAGCUGCAGGACCUCAAUGCUGAGGAGAUAUACAGCCCUCUCACCACACCAGUUUUCGGAAGUGAUAUUAUCUACGACUGCCCCAACUCCAAACUCAUGGAGCAAAAGAAGUUUGUCAAGUUUGGCCUGACGCAAAAGGCUCUGGAUUCCUACGUCCCCCUGAUCGAGAGGGAGGUCCUCGACUACAUAGAGUCCUCACCCGUCUUCCAAGCCGGCAACCACGGCAUCGUAGACAUUCCCAGCAUGAUGGCCGAGAUAACCAUUUUCACAGCCAGUCGUACCUUGCAAGGCCCCGAGGUCAGGAAGAAGCUGACUGGAGAAUUCGCACGACUCUAUCACGACUUGGACCUGGGUUUCCGCCCCAUCAACUUCCUAGCCCCGUGGGCGCCCCUUCCCCAGAACCGCCGACGCGACGUUGCUCAUGCUCGAAUGCGCGAUGUUUACAUGGACCUCAUCAACAAACGCCGCCGACAGAAGGACGAUCAAGAAGAAGAAGAAGAAGCAGAGCCAGACAUGAUCCGCCACCUGAUGGGCAGCUGCGUGUACAAAAACGGCCAAGCCCUCCCCGACAAGGAAAUCGCCCACAUGAUGAUCACGCUUCUCAUGGCAGGCCAGCAUUCUUCCUCCUCUUCGAGCGCGUGGAUCAUGCUCCGCCUCGCGUCGCGGCCCGACAUCGCCGAGGAGGUGUACCAAGAAGUGCAGCGGCUCGGGCACGCAUCCCUGCAGCACUCGGACCUCGACAAGCUGCCGCUGCUCGCAAACGUGGUCAAGGAGACGCUGCGGGUGCACUCGUCCAUCCACUCCAUCAUGCGCAAGGUGAAGCGGCCGAUGCGGAUUCCGGGCAGCGACUACGUCGUCACCCCGGGCAAGGUGCUCGUGUCCGCGCCCAUCAUGACGCACCUGGACGAGGAGCACUUCCGCGACGCGCGGGCUUGGGAGCCGCAUCGGUGGGAUGACGCCGUCGACGCCCAGGACGACGAGAUUGUCGAUUACGGCUACGGGGCCACGUCCAAGGGCACCAAGAGUCCUUACCUGCCCUUUGGCGCCGGUCGGCAUCGCUGCAUCGGUGAAAAGUUUGCCUAUCUCAACCUGGCGGCCAUCGUCAGCACCUUGGUCCGGAACUUCAAGUUCUCCACGCUGGAUGGCAAGGCCACCGUGCCGCCCACUGAUUACACUUCUAUGUUCUCUCGGCCUAUGCAGCCUGCGACGGUGAGGUGGGAGCGACGCAGCCCGAAGACUGCGUAGAAUGACAAAACGAAAAAGCAUCGGUGUUAACCAUCAGGUAGAUGAGUUGAUCCAACCAAGGCUGGAGUUGUGAUUGCCCACACCCAGUCGCUAUCGUCCGCAGGAUAAAUGACAAGUGAGCGAUGACUGAGGCCAAUCUAUUUCCUUGAGUUGUGUUAUUAAGCUAGUUUCUUAAAUCCUUUAGCAAUGAGGCAUAUCUCUGAUUUCUUUUUACCGCCAUGAAAUUGUCAUAUGUCC